AUGUUUGCUCGUGCGACAGUGUGCAACCUGUUUGCCGUUGCCAAAAUUUUUUACGUGCUCCAAGCGUUGUGUAUGUCAAGGCCUAACAUACAACGUUUACACAGAGUACUCGCAGUGUUUGUAUGGGGUUCAAGCUGGGAGCGCACCAGUCGCACUAAUCUCUUUCGUUCGGUUAAAAAUGGAGGAUUAGGUCUGGCACAUUUGUUCAUUAGGCAGAUUGUGUCGCGGUUUGUUUUCUUACGGGACCAAAAUGACCCAUUUUUAUUAACUAUGUUUCAGACAAGGCUGAGCGCAGCUAUACCUGAGUUUAUUGUAUCCUCACAUCGGUGCAGUCAAGGCAGAGCGCGUGGUUUCCUAAAAGAGGUAGUCUUGGCGUUUCAGCUGUUAAAGGUUCGGUUCUCCAUGGAAUACCUAAGUAGGGUACCACGAAAGCGCUUAUAUAAGGACCUGGUAGACACAAUGUUGCCGGUGCCAUUGUAUCGCUCUAUGUUCUGCAUUGGACCUGAAAAGGACGUACUAAAAAGAGUAAAACGAAUGCCAGUACGCCCAUCGGUAAAGUCCUUCUUUUUCCAGCUCCACACCAAUACUUUGCCUGUGAAACCGUGGCUAGAUGAAAAAGGUCUUUCCGUGCCUUGGAGCGUCAACUGUUUGCUAUGCCGGAAACCCGAAACAAUAGAACACAUUUUUCUAGACUGCUGGGAUGCUGUGUUCCAUUGGGACAUAUUACAGAGAACACUAAAGAAAGACUUGCCGAUUACACCAUAUGGGAUUCGUUUCUUGCCUACUCUAAAUGAAGACAAAGUACCCUAUGACAUGUUCAUGCUGGUGUCCUUACAUAGCUUAUGGAAAACUAGAAUGGCCGUGAGACAUGCCGAAGUAAAUGCCCGGCCUGUUAGAGAAGACUUCAUUGAAAGCAUUUGUCAUAUUAAGGAAAUGUAUAAUUUGCAAAAAGAAAAACCAACAUGGCUCAGUGGCACCACUGAGCGUGGAUGCUCGUCGGCCAUGGUGUACCAGCCCCCGUUGUAUCUAGGCAGCUUUCUGCCUUUCCUCAUGUUGAGCGUGCGCCUUUUCGAGCUCGGGAGCGGCAUUUUUUCUAUCCUGAAUAGCCUCGUGAGCUUCAUCGGCCUCCUCGAUUGUGACUUCCUCGGCCUCGAUAAGUGCCAGGAUACGUUAUUUCCGCUUUGCUGA
Molecule: messenger RNA, 1188 nt
Organism: Dermacentor albipictus
Lineage: Eukaryota; Metazoa; Arthropoda; Arachnida; Ixodida; Ixodidae
Source: RefSeq, a predicted model, not a curated record